Molecule: messenger RNA, 3055 nt
Organism: Xiphias gladius (swordfish)
Lineage: Eukaryota; Metazoa; Chordata; Actinopteri; Istiophoriformes; Xiphiidae
Gene: zw10
Product: zw10 kinetochore protein
Exons: 16
Coding region: 119-2422 (767 amino acids)
Biological process (GO): mitotic cell cycle; mitotic spindle assembly checkpoint signaling; endoplasmic reticulum to Golgi vesicle-mediated transport
Cellular component (GO): chromosome, centromeric region; RZZ complex; nucleus
Source: RefSeq, a predicted model, not a curated record
GUGAGGGGCGAGAUAUAGUGGCCGACGUCUCGUAACCAAUCACACCGCCUGGCGGGUCUUGAGUUGUUGUUGUGCUGACCUGUCACACUUCUGUAAAAGAUUAUAACGUUGCAACAGCAUGGCGUCCUUUGUGACUGAAGUACUCGCCAGUUCUGGCAAACUGGAGAAAGAGGACCUGUCCAGUAAAAUAAGCAAAAUGUCGCGCAAAGUGGAAGAUACUAAGGAAGAAGUAUGUGACAUGAUAAAUAAGAGGUAUGGUGACUUCCUACCUAGUCUUCAAGGAUCUGAGGAGCUAAUGGUACAGGUUGAUGAGGUCUCCAAAGAAAUGGAUGUCCUUAAAAAUUGCAUUGAGAAUGAGGUGCAGCAGAAUAUUCACGUGGCUGUGGCUGAGUACGCAAAGCUGAAGCAGCAGCUGGAGAAAAAUACUAUGGUCAUAACAAUGCUAGGACACCUAAAAGAGUUUCACAAUGCAAUGGAGGAGUUCAGCAAAGCUUUACUGGAGAAGAAGUAUGUCGAAGCCGCCAACCAGCUGGAAAAGGCAAGAGCCAGUGUGGAUUCAUUGAAGGGCUGGAAGACUUCCCAGCUGCUGCUGCUCAGUACUCUCAGUUCUGAGCUGACAGUGCAGAGAGAAAACUUAAUUUACCACAUGGGAGAUGAAUGGAAGCGCCUCGUCAUCUGGAGAUUACCAUCCUCAAAGGAGCCUGCAGGUCUGAAGUCCUUCCUGAAGGUGGAGCUGAACCUGAGCCAUUCUUGCAGUAAGGACAGCGAACAAAAACCACCUGCUUUGCUGUGCUGCGUCCUGCAAGCUCUGGCCAUCCAGGGAGGCCUUCAGCACAAGAUCAAACUCUUCAGUCAAGUACUGUUGAAGAACAUGUUAAAGCCGUUGGUGGUGUACCCGUCACUGUCAGUGAGGGUAACAGAGCAGCAGGAUGAGGGAACCAUCCUGGCCUUACAGUGUUUGGAGGAGAGCCACGAGGAGCGAUCCACACCUUCACAGGUCUACAGCAAACUGCUCCUGGUGCUCAAGACACUGCACUCACACCUGCUAGAUGUGUCCAUUGGUGAUAAAAAGCUCUCAGCCAUCCUGGGGGAGCUGAUUUGGGAGGAAAUAUCCCAGUGCAUCAUCCAUGAGUGUCUGGUCUAUUCCAUCCCCACCAACAGCAGUCAGCUGGAGAAAUAUAACACUGUGAUCAAGGAAACUGAGGAGUUUGAGAAGUCUCUGAAGGAGAUGGAGUAUCUGCAGGGUGAUUCCACAGACCUGCUCAAAUAUGCCAGGGAUGUCAACUGUCACUUUGCCAGCAAGAAGUGCAAGGAUGUUAUUGUGGCAGCCCGCAAACUCAUGACCUCCAAGAUGCACAACACUGUCAAAAUUACACCAGACUCCAAGCUGUGUCUCCCCAAGCUGCCUGCUCCAAGUUCAGAGGUAAAGGUGAAGCAAGAUACAACAAAGGAGGAGAUGACAAUGGAGAACGCAAAGCAGCUGUCUGCUUGGAGUCUGCGUCUACCACCGUGUCGCAUCAGUGAGUCAGUGCAGCAGCUGAUGGAGCUGACAGUCAACACCCUGUGUGAGGCCGUUGGAAGCUCCACACAAUGUGCAUUACAACUAUUCUUCACCGUGAGAAACAUUUUCCAACUGUUCUAUGAUGUUGUACCAACAUAUCACAAGGAGAACCUGCUCAAGUUCCCUCACCUAGCUGCCAUUCAGCACAACAACUGCAUGUACCUGGCCCACCACCUUCUCACCCUGGGCCACCAUUUCAGAGCCCACUUGCCACAGCCCCUCAGCGAGGGUGUUGCAACAUUUGUUGACAUGGUGCCCGGAUUCAGGAAACUGGGUUCCCAGUGCUUCUUAGCACAGCUGAAUGUCCAGAGAGCUGAAUUGUUGGAGAGACUUUCCACUGCUCACAACUUCUCCAACCUGGAUGACGAAGAUAAUUACAUUGCAGCUAGCAAAGCAGUAAGACAGGUCAUUCAUCAGUUGAAACAAUUGGGUACAGUAUGGCAGGACGUCCUACCAGUCAGCAUCUAUUGUAAAGCCAUGGGCAACCUCCUCAACAUCGCCAUCACAGAAAUCAUUGCCAAAAUCAUGAUGCUGGAGGAUAUUUCCUCUGAGGAUGGGGAGCACCUACACACUCUGUGCCAGACCAUCAUUGAGGAAGGUCCUCUGGUCUUCAUCCCUAUGGCUGAGGAAAACAAGAACAGGAAAUAUCAGGAGGAGGUGCCUCUUUUUGUGAAGAAGUGGAGUACCUUCAAGGAGCUGGUUAUCGUGCUGCGGGCCAACCUGCAGGAGAUUGUCGACAGGUGGGCUGACGGUAAAGGUCCGUUGGCGUUGGAGCUCUCCAGUUCGGAGGUGAAGAAUCUGAUCCGAGCUUUGUUUCAGAACACAGAGAGGAGAGCUGUUGCUCUGACCAAAAUCAAAUAGAUACUUGGAGCUAAUGACCACCAAGAAGAUAUUACAGCACUUUUUCCUCUGAGUCAUGUCUUUAUUCAUUUGCAUUUUCGGUUAUGUCCAUUAAAUAUAUACACUUAUAUGUAUGUAGAUUGAACAGUUUGUCACAGAGAAAUGGUCGCCCUCUCUGGGUGUAUAAACUGGUUGUAACCAAUCUGUGGGAUAUGUUCCUUCUCAGUGUUCAGACUGCGAUUAGUCCUUACAGAGAUUACAUGAAGGAUUUUUAACAUCAGGAUCCCGCAGACUCAGUCGCAUAGCUUUGGGGGUUUUCCAUGAAGCCAACUGAGAUUGUGUAACCAGUGGCUAGCCAUCUGUUGACAUGUGAUGUCAUAUCCAGGGUUAACUUUAGUGUCACUUGUUGGUCCAGCUUCAUUCGUGGUGUGUUUCAGAGGUCUCCGCUUUUCAGUACUGAUGUCAUCUCAGAAGAGAGUUUGUUGAGUUAAGUUUGUUCAAACCUCAAUGCCUUUAAAUGAACAUUUAGUUCUGACAAAGACACCCUGGUCAUUGCAUCUUUUGUCAAAAACUUUCUUGUGCAAGCCAUUAAACUGAACUCUUCUAUAAUGUAUUUAUUGUUUGUCCAAAUAAACCAAAAGACUCAAAUUUUUA